Messenger RNA from Verruconis gallopava, 993 nucleotides. RefSeq lists its product as uncharacterized. The record is from RefSeq and is a predicted model, not a curated record. The transcript is spliced from 2 exons. Bases 253 to 717 code for a protein of 154 amino acids. Lineage: Eukaryota; Fungi; Ascomycota; Dothideomycetes; Venturiales; Sympoventuriaceae.
GUUGGAGACCUUUCAUUGCUUGAGCCAGUACACACGCGAACACUGUCGCUGCGAGUAGAUCAUUCCCGGGAGUCUGCUUAGUUAUCUAUCAAAGCAUUUCGUCAUGCUUCACUUUGGUGUAUAUAUUCCUGUCGUUGCAUGUCAACAUGCCUGCUUCUUUUCGUCCAACAACAUCACCUAACAUAGAACCGCAAUACAAGUCUCGCUUCAUUUAUCCAAAUAUCAAUCCAAUCAAUUAGCAAGAGGAUCAAAAUGUGCUAUUUCGAGCAAACACAAUUCCUUGCCUGCGGGCACAACGUCGAGAUGGUCAUCGAGAAGUGUGAGCUUGGCGAGCGAUAUCGAACAUCGAUGCACGACAAGAUCAUCACCGCCAUCCACACCGAUGAAGGCAAGUGUGACGUGUGCAGCCCACCACCCGAAUACGUCGAAGGAGCAGCCUCGUCAUUCACUACCCACAACACCAAUGGACCAACCUCAGAUCUUCCUGAACCACAACCGAUCAACGGGCAAGUUGCCCACUCAGAUCUGAGCGACAGCACGCCGCCGGAGCAUCCAGAUCUCAUAGAUCUGACCAAGGACGAGACCACGUCAAAGAAAAGACCCGCUCCAGAUCGGAGAGACAGCUUGGCAACGGACGACACUACGCACGGCCGACUCUUCGAGCUGCCAUCCCGAUCACGAGAAGUUGGAGGCCCUGGUCCUUCAGGCACCAUGUGAACGUCCAACGGCAUGUAAAGCAUAUCUUGCAUGAACCAUCAAGAAGAUUGGUGAGCCCACGCGUCUGAGUGGUUUAUAUUCAGAACCACGAAAGUUAGGGCUACAGGUGGAGGAGAUCUCUUCUCUCGCAACGGUCCAGCGGAUCGAAGACUUGGGGAUGGAGCAACUCCCAGAGCGGGUGACUGUCAAAAGGCCACCCAACCCACCACGAAGUACUUGUGGUAACUCAAAUAGUUCACUUAAUAAAACAUGCUCAAUAGACAGUUACUUGUUCUA